Molecule: messenger RNA, 1062 nt
Organism: Paramuricea clavata
Lineage: Eukaryota; Metazoa; Cnidaria; Anthozoa; Malacalcyonacea; Plexauridae
Source: the annotation of a GenBank genome assembly
AUGAUUUCUUAUUGUGGUGCCGAGUUAAAUUUACAAGCUUUAGGUGAAUUACUUGAAAGUAAUUAUUUUCACCCGGUGUUAUGGUCGUUAUACUCAACAUGUUCGUAUUUGUACAAUAAGAAACCGCAGGAUUUGGGAACACGGGAGAUUCGUAUUUGCAAUUAUAGUAGCGCUAUAAUCGAUGAAGAAAAUUCUUUGGUGUGGUUAAAAGGCAACCUUGAAGGAACGCGUGAUUUGAUGCUUUAUGAUGAAAAGAACCCCUCGUAUUGUGUGAUCGGGAUAGAUGGUCGACAACCAAUGCCCGAAGUUGAUGAUCAUGAUGAUGAUGAUUUUAAAUCGGAGAAAAAAUUUUAUGUCAUUCCUGCUGAAUGGAUACCCUACAUCUAUGUGCGCUAUGAAAACGACUCGUGGGCGAUGUAUUUGUCAGCGACGAGAUUUUGUUGUCGACAAAUUUUGAUUCGUGGAAGUGUGAUGGUGGCGCGUCGUGAUAACAUCAGUAUUAAACCCGAAUAUGCUAUGGUGGAUAAUCAAUAUACCCCGUUCAGAAAGUAUUUUCAUAUUGGUGUCGGUCCAUGUUCAAACGAGAUUAAUGAUGUGCUCGCGGACGUUGGGAUAUUUGUAAACGGUGAACAAUUGUACAAACGUGUAUGCAUGCUAGCACAUCCUUACGGUAAAGAACGUGAGGUAAUUUAUGCAUCAUCAGUCCAUGAUAAAAUAUUUAUUUUUGGUAAUGAAAAAAUUGAGGGUAAAUUUUUAAAAUUAAUCAUGAGACGUAUAUUAGUGUGUCAAAAAUGUAAUGGGUAUGUGGAUAAAUUAAUAUUAAUGCUUGUGGAUAGUCUAGUAAAACAUGAUACCUUAAAAGAUGUGAUGAAUGUUCCCGCUAGUGCUGAUACGAUUUUAGUGGGGGGGUGUACCUUGUUAUUCGUAUAUUUUGUAUGCAGAUUUUGUUGUUAUGCGACAGGACGCUUAUUUGGCGCCGUUAAAAAUAUUGCUAAAUCAUUACGAAAAAAUACAGAUAUUUGUAAGAAUAUUAUUGAACCGUUUUUUAUAAAAUAUGCAUAA